AUGGAGUUGGUGGAGCGAGAGCUUUUGUUGAUGGUGCGGAAUUCGAAACAUGCAACUCUCCCGGCAACUUGCACAAGCUCGCGGACCAUGAUGUACCGUGUGAUGUUUGUCUUCUUCGAAAUCAAUCCGUCGUCAAAAUGUUUACAGCCAGAAAAACCGUGUUACAAAGGAUGGAAGUUAGAGUAUCGUGGAAACUUAAUGGUGGGAUAUUAUGACCAUCCAGCUGGUACAAUGUACACCUGUGAUGACGAGUAUCCAGACACUUUACAUGGUGGUCGUGCAAAUCAAGAUGGUAGACUGUUUUAUUCCGUAGAGGCUCGAUGUGGUUUCUUGAAGUGCCCACCUUAUGUGGAACGGAGAGAACUCGUUUGUGCUGUUUGUUUUAAGGAGUAAAUAUUAUUAAACCAUGAACCGCCAGUGAAGCCUUGGGAUAUCAGAGAAACGUUUUUAUUAUAGUUUAUGCUUAAAUGUCUUAUAUUAUUUGAACUUAUAAUUUUAUAU
Molecule: messenger RNA, 501 nt
Organism: Magallana angulata
Lineage: Eukaryota; Metazoa; Mollusca; Bivalvia; Ostreida; Ostreidae
Exons: 2
Coding region: 1-393 (130 amino acids)
Source: RefSeq, a predicted model, not a curated record